This is a messenger RNA of Symbiodinium sp. CCMP2592, 3861 nucleotides long. NCBI's taxonomy places the organism in Eukaryota, Dinophyceae, Suessiales, Symbiodiniaceae. The record is from the annotation of a GenBank genome assembly.
AUGGCCCAGGUGGUGCAGCGGGGAGAGACCGCUCUCCGAGAGGGAGGAGCCGUGACUCGAGCUGCGCACCAGACGCAGUACUUCAGUUUGGGAACGCCACCACAACAGCCUCCUACGCCAACUGUGCCUCAACAGUUGCCAGCCAACGCCACUGUGACGACAGGCGCUGCGGAGAGUUCGGGGAGCGCUACAGCUGCCAAGGCUGCGCCGAAGGCGCCGAGCAACCAGCCCACUACGAAGGGCGACGUUGGGAAGGGAACAGAGAAGGGCGUCAGAACGUUCCUUGAGGGAGCAUACUUUGCGAUGCCCAUGGUCGCACCUUCCUUCGUUGAGUCGGGAGAGAAGAUCUAUUGGCUUCUCGACUCUGGGAGCUCGUACCAUGUGGUUUCCCAGGCGACGCUUGAGAGUGGACACGUCAAGGUUUUGUCGAGAAAGAAGCGACCGAAGACUGUGUGCCAGACUGCCACUGGCGACCUGGUGGAAGUGGGAAGCGACACCCACGCGACGAUCGAGGUGAAUUUUCUCACCACUCGACACUUUGAGCAGCGAGGAGGAGUUCUGAGCACCUUUGCGUGCACCUGUCGUCUAGAAGCGGUAGUUAGCAGCGAAAUCAAACACAACCUGAUAAACCUCAACCUCCUCUGUUGGAGAGGCUGGAUGCCUACCCUUUACCGGGGUCUCUUAACAGCGGAAAGUAAUGAGGUGACGCUGCUUCCAGCAGUGUUCGGCGACUGCACAUGGCUUCAGAGUGUGAUGGCUGAUUCUUCCGCGAAGCUCACGCUUGCGAGUGUCUCGUCGUCUUGCGGUCUGUCGAGUGGUAGGUCUUUUGAGUUUUCCUCACCUGAGAAACAGCAUGAGCAUGAGUUUUCGCACGAUGAGCAUGAUUUUUCACAGCAUGGGCAUGAUUUUUCACGACAACAGCAUGAAACAACGCAUGUUGAACCGAGUGUUUUGCCACAUGCUUGCGAGGACUCUGUUGGGCAGUUGGUAGGUCAGUCGUCUUGCGACAGCUCAGGAGUGCAGUUGGUAGGUCAAUCGUCUUGCGGCAGCUCAGGAGUGCAGUUGGUAGGUCAAUCGUCUUGCGGCAGCUCAGGAGUGCAGUUGGUAGGUCAAUCGUCUUGCGGCAGCCCUGGAGUGCAGUUGGUAGGUCAGUUGCCUGCUAGAGUGGUAAAGCUUUUGCAAUCGAGUGCCGUGGAUCCAUCUUCUUCACCUUUGCGCUCGGGGACCACAUCUUCCGAUCGAGGCCAGUGGGUGCAGCCAGGUUUUAGUGACUCUUCAGUGCAGCCAGCCAGUGCGAAAAAGGGCUGGACAGGCCGGGCGGAAGCAAUGGAGAUAUCCUCCGACGAGGAGGUGGGAGGGCCACCUGCCCCAAAGGCGACGGGGGUGAGCCUCGCGGCCCUGAGCCACAACAACCGCAACUACUGCGAGUACUGCAUGGUCUGCGGGAAACACGCGACGGAGGCUCAUUUAAUGUCCGACAGCCACAAUCACCACAUGAAGUCGUGGAUCGCCAGGAACCGCCCUGGUUUGAGGCUUCUACCGGACAGGCUUUCCGAUCCCGAAAGGAUCGAUAUGAUGAUCCAGCUUCGUAUGCCGGACUUGGCCGAGCCCGAGAUCAAGAAGGCGAGGGAGCUAGUUCUCCAACUGGCUUGGUUCAGCAACCAACCGGCGAAGGCGGAUGCCUCAACUUUGCCGCCAGAGGACAACUCGGAAGCCACAGCCAAAUCCAGCAAUGCACUUCCGGGAAUCUGGGCGGAACCACCAGAGCCUCCGCGAGCAGUGGAACGCCGUGUGCUUCCAACACAGCCAGAGCCGCGACGGGUGAAGGCCAGGGGGCGGCCUUGGCCAGACACUCUGGGAGUCCAGCAGCGCUCGACUCAACAACUACAGGGAGCGCGGGCAUUAACUCCACUGAGCGAGGGAGUGGCAGCUCAGGCCGUUUUCACCUCACCUGUCAAGACACCACCAGGGUGGACGCCUCCGAAUUCGCCCACGGACUCGGAGAACUGGGGUGGCUGGAAGCCAGCUCAGGCUGGCCGCGGGGAUCUACAGCCAAAGACACCACCCAAGUCGGUGGAUCCGAAGGGGCUCGGGUCUAUGAUGCCCAAGACGCCGCCCAAGACGGCGCCAUUGGUGGCACCUGUGGAGGAGGACACCGAGAUGGCCGAGGACACAGGGAUGGAGCAAGAAGCGCCAUCGCCACCCAACGUGUCGCCCAGUGUGCCGCCUCCGGAUGAGGCUCGGGAUCUGUACGGAGGCAGAAGCAGACUCUUGGAGGAUUGCAGCGGAGAUGGCCACAGAGUCUCGGCGAGUGCGUCCGCGCACCGCAUUGCCGAUCCCACCUCCUGCUCCUACCGUGAGCCGGCCUACUUCAAGCCCAACGGGGAGCGUUCUGGGGCCACCACUGGCACCACCGCCGGCACCUCCAUCGGGAACGUGGGUUAUCAACCCGCCGCCACUUCCGCCAAGGAGAUCUUUUCGCAGCCUGACUCCGUAAUCGUCUCACAGCUUUCGAAGCCCGAAGAGGACCCCCUCAACCAGAAGAAUCACAACAAGGAGCCCAAUACGCAACCAGAGGGUCCGGCCGGUUUGGGUUUAGCAGCAGGGCAGGGAGAGCUGAUCAUGUCACAAGAUCCGGAGACACGCCGUGAGCUGCACAAGUGCUUUAUUAUUCUAGUGCAUGUGCUUGCUUUUGCGAUUGGAGUGACGUUCCGACCAGAAGGGAUGAGUGGACGCGAAUCAGCCGGGCAUCUCGAGCCGUGGCUAGCUCAUUUUGGGCUAGGCCAGAGCGCUGCUCCUAAGCCCUCCUUCUACUCAGAUCCGGAACCGCUGACCAUCAGCAUUGCACAGGCCCUAGCGGAACGGUAUGAGGGACACAGUGAAAGUUUUGCUCCGGAGCGCCACGCUCCUGUUGCUGAACGAGCAGUGCGAACCUUGAAAGGAAUUGUGUCUUCUCACGAAUUACAACUUCGUGAAAAUGGUGUUGUCCUCGGGGAUGAUCCGGGUACUUUAGAGUUUCUUUUCAGAUACGCGGCACAUGUGCACAAUCGCUUUGCAGUGUCGGUCGGGAGCACCAUGUCUCCAUUGCAGAAGCUGCGGGGCCACGACCACAAGCCCCAGUUGACCUAUCCCUUCGGGGCUGUCGUUUUCGCAAAGGUCAGCCGUUCUAGCAAAGAGGAGAUUGAUUCCAAGUAUGCCCGUGGGGUGUACCUGGGUCCUGUGCUUGGUUCUACCGGGCACCAGGUGCGUAUCCGGCUGGAUUCUGGAGAAACCAAGUUAAUUGUUGCGCCGGGUCUGAAGUUGCUCUACCCUCUUCGAUAUGAUGCUUCGUUGCUUGACGGUGCCAGGCCUCUGGAAGGCUUUGUGCCACCUUUGGAUGAGGAGCGCUUUCGGGAGCUCCACCUUCCCUACGUGCCGGGAGGGGGACCCUCCAAAGAAUGGUUCUGCGAGCACGGUGGCACCCCUAAGUGCCCCGGAUGCUCCGAAGAGGCCACGUCCUCUCGCCAUUCAAUAAAGUGCGUCCGGCGCUACCAGCGGUGGCUCCGAGAUGCUGUGGACAACGCUCUUGAAGAGCUUGGUCGGGACCCUCCGCCCGCUCAAGGCCCACCGGCCAAGCGGGUUCGAUUCGGUGAUUCGGAAGUUCGUGAGUUUCCGGCGCCCUCGGCGCCCUCAGAGCAAGAAGUAGAAGUACCACAGAUCAGUGCGGAGGCCAAUGACCAUCUUAGUGACUACGAGCCCUCGUUGCCCUCCGAGGACGAGGGAGAAGAUGAUCUGAUGGGUGUCGCCGAGGCACCGAAGGAUGAUCGAAAUGUGGGCUUGCGGCUGCGUCCGCUACGUUCCCACUCCCUUGACAGCGUGUGA